UCAUACUGACGUUUCUGGAUCUGAAAGUGUGAAAAUGUGACGGCUGUUGAUCAGAGGAACAGACUCCGGCAGCCUCUAUCGCUGUCUGCAGACGAUGUAGUAAGCCAAGAUGACGGCAGUGGACAUUUUGAACGCUCUGGAGGGUCUGAUAGGAGAAUUCAUGAUAGGAGAUACUUUCAAGUGGUAUCUGCAGCAACGAGACAUCCUGGAGGGCUACGAAGCCAUCAAAGUGUUCAAGCUGGAGAAAGCAAAGAGGUGGGACACAGUGACUCUGAUGGUGAACAACUUUAAACUUCAUGGAGCUCUGAAGAUGACCAAGAAGAUUUUAAAGAUGAUGAACAGGAAUGAUCUGGUGCAGGAUCUGCCAGAGACCAGAUCACGACCGCAAGAUUCAGUGGAUGUCAGUGAUGUUGGAGAGACUUCAGAGAACAGAGGACCUUCUUCCUGUCAGAGUGCAGGUAAAGCUGCUGUAGUCUUUGGUACAAAUGAAGGCCUAAAGAGACAAAGUGAGGAACCUGCAAGACAAGAAACCACAAGAGCUCCAGAUUUGAUUGUACCAGUGCCGGAGCCACAACACAUCUUGUAUUACCAACAAAUGCUUCAAUCCAACUUCCGGGAAAAGUUUAUGAGUGCACAAGAGGGGUGGGCACCGAAGAAGGAUGAGCAGCCCCUAGAUGAUAUCCUCACAGAGCUGUACAUCACAGCCAAGCACAACGUACACAUCAACACACAGCAUGAGGUCAUCCAGGUUGAUACAGAGGGGAAACCAACAGAUACAGAAAAACCAAUUAAUCCCUAUAACAUAUUUGACCCCCCUUCUGGAAAAUCUAAUCAUAUCAGAACAGCGCUCACCAACGGAAUCGCAGGAAUUGGAAAAACUUUUCUUGUGCGGAAGUUUGUGUUGGGCUGGGCUGAAGGAAGAACCAAUCAAGAUGUGCAUCUCAUUUUCCCCUUCAGUUUCCGCCAGCUGAAUUUAUGGAAGAGAGAAAAGAUGUGUUUGGCAGAGCUCAUUCAUGGAUGUAUCAGGGAAACCAGAGGCAUCAAGAAAGAAGCUCUCAAUUACAUCUUCUCAACUCUGCAGUCAUCAGGAAACACCAACUACGACAAGAGCAACUUCAAACUCCUGUUCAUUUUGGAUGGAGGGGAUGAGAGCCGCCCUCAGCUGGACUGCUCUGCGAAUGAAAACCUGGCAGUUAACUUUGAUGUGACCGCGUUGACGUCAGUGGAUGUGCUGCUGAACAACCUCAUCAAGAAGAAUCUGCUUCCCGCCGCUCGCCUCUGGAUAACCACACGACCUGCAGCAGCCCAUCAGAUCCAUUCUGAUUAUGUUAACAUCAUGACGGAGAUCAGAGGGUUCACCGACCCACAGAAGGAGGUCUACUUCAAGAAGAGAUUCGGAAAUGAGAAGGCCAUCAGGAUCUUCUCUCACAUCAAGGCAUCACGAAGCCUCCACAUCAUGUGCCACAUCCCGUUCUGCUGGAUCACUGCUACAGUCCUGGAGGAGGUGAUGAAGACCAGAAAAGGAGGAGAGCUGCCCAAGACCCUGACUGAGAUGUACGCAGAAUUCUUGAAGAUUCAGAUUCAUCAGACAGAAAAUAAGGAAGGCCCAGAAAAGUGCGUCCAGUACAUUGAGUCAUUAGCAAAACUGGCUUUUCACCAGCUGGAAAAGGAGAACCUGAUCUUCUACGAGAAAGAUCUCAAAGAGAGUGGCAUUGAUGUCAGUGGAGCCUCGGUAUACUCAGGAGUGUUCACACAGAUCUUCAAGGAGGAACGUGGGAAGAAGAAUGAUGAAGACAAGAUGUUCAGCUUCGUCCAUCUGAGUGUUCAGGAGUUUCUGGCUGCUCUUCAUGUCCAUCUGACCUUCAUCAAGUCUGGAGUCAACCUGCUGUCAGAAGAACAAACAACUUCCUGGAAGGGGUGGUUUCCAUUUAGUCAAACACCUGAUCUAACACAUUUCUACCAGACUGCCGUGGACAAGGCAAUACAGAGUCCAAAUGGACACCUGGACUUGUUCCUUCGCUUUCUCCUGGGACUUUCACAGCGAACCAAUCAGAGUGUCCUACGAGGUCUGGUGGCACAAACAGGAAGUAGCUCACAGAUCAGUCAGAAAACAGUCCAAUACAUCAAGAAGAAGAUCUGUGAGGAUCUCUCUGCAGAGAGAUGCAUCAACCUGUUUCACUGUCUGAAUGAGCUGAAUGAUCGCUCUCUGGUGGAGGAGACCCAACAGUCCCUGAGAUCAGGACGUCUGUCCACAGACGAACUGUCUCCUGCUCAGUGUUCGGCUCUGGGCUUCAUUUUACUGACAUCAGAAGAAGAUCUGGACGUGUUUGACCUGAAGAAAUACUCUGCUUCAGAGGAGGCUCUUCUGAGGCUGCUGCCGGUGGUCAAAGCCUCCAACAAAGCUCUGCUGACCGGCUGUAAUCUGUCAGAGAGAAGCUGUGAAGCUCUGUCCUCAGUUCUCGGUUCCCCGUCCUCUCGUCUGAGACACAUGGACCUGAGUCACAACAACCUGCAGGGUUCAGGAGUAGAGCUGCUCUCUCCGGGGCUGAAGAGUCCGCACUGUAAACUGGAGGCUUUCAGAGUGAGCGGCUGUAAUCUGUCAGAGAGAAGCUGUGAAGCUCUGUCCUCAGUUCUCAGCUCCCCGUCCUCUCGUCUGAGACACCUGGACAUGAGUAACAACAACCUGAAGGAUUUAGGAUUGACGCUGCUCUUUCCUGGACUGAAGAGUCCACACUGUCAACUGGAGACUCUCAGGCUGAGUCGCUGGGAUCUGUCAAAGAGAAGCUGUGGGGUUUGGUCCUCAGUUCUCAGCUCAUUAUCCUCCAAUCUCAGACACCUGGACUUGAGUAACAACGACCUGCAAGAUUUAGGAGUGGAGCUGCUCUCUCCUGGACUUAAGAGUCCACAUUGUAUACUGGAGACUCUCAGGCUGUCGGGCUGUCGGAUCACAGAGAAAGGCUGCACUUCUCUGGCCUCAGCUCUGAGAUCCAACCCGUCCCAUCUGAGAGAGCUGGACCUGAGCUACAACCAUCCAGGAGACUCUGGAGAGAAGCUACUCACUGCUGGACUUGAGGAUCCACACUGGAGACUGGACACUCUCAGGUUGGAAUAUGGUGGACAGCACAGGCUAAGACCUGGUCUGAGAAAAUACGCAUGUGGACUCACAUUGGACAUGAACACAAUACACCGACACCUCAAACUGUCCGACAACAACCAAACAGUGACAGCAGUGAAAGAGAAGCAGCCAUAUCCAGAUAAACCGGAGAGAUUUGACAACUCAUACCAGCUGCUGUGCAAAGAUGGUGUGACUGGUCGCUGUUACUGGGAGGUGGAGUGGAGAGGAGAGGUGGAGGUAUCAGUGAGUUACAGAGGAAUCAGAAGGAAAGGAGACAGCGCUGACUGCAGGUUUGGAGGGAAUGAUCAGUCCUGGAGUCUGAGCUGCUGUGAAGAUGGUUACUCUGUCAGUCACAAUGGCAGGAGCACACACCUGUCCCACUCCCCCCACUCCUUCCAGUCUUAUGCACCUAACAGAGUGGGGGUCUAUGUGGAUGGUCCAGCUGGCUCUGUGUCCUUCUUCACCGUCUACUCUGAUUUACGGUUCCACCUCUACACCUUUAACACCAUGUUCACUAAACCUGUUUAUCCUGGAUUUGGGUUGUCCUACGGUUCUUCAAUGUCUCUGUGGUCACUGUUGUAAUUUUUAAGUGUUUGAUUUUUUUGCACAGUAUACAGUGCAGGGAGAGUCAAAACAACCCAGUGGAUAAAGCUUCUGGCCAAAAAUGCUAAAAUUUGUACUUUUGCCUUACACUUUCUAAUUUUCAUGUUAAUAAAUUUAAUUUACCAACAACA
Molecule: messenger RNA, 3849 nt
Organism: Plectropomus leopardus (leopard coralgrouper)
Lineage: Eukaryota; Metazoa; Chordata; Actinopteri; Perciformes; Serranidae
Source: RefSeq, a predicted model, not a curated record